UGUAAAAAUUCAAAAUAAAAAAUGAAAUAACAUAACCUUUAAAUAAACGCCGCAGACGCAGUAGAUAAAAAUAACUACCCACGAUAAAAUACAAUUUUACCUUACAUCCCGGUACCUUCACGAUCAUUAAAAAAUGAAGAGUCUACUGAGAAAGUGCAUUACAUUUAGUAAUUUAUCUUUUACUAGGAUUAACACAGUAAGAUUAGCUUCCUCCAAGAGUGAUGCUCAAAAGAAAGAAGAUACCAAGAACGUAGAAGAAAUCAAAAUGAAAACGAAUGUUGUAGUUGAGAAGUAUGGUGCAGUCACAACAUUGAAUAUUGAUCGUCAGAAAACCCGCAACAGUCUUGAUGAAGCAACAUUAAAAGAGAUGACAGAGGCCAUCAAUGCUUUUGACAAAGAUGCAGAGGCAAAGGUUCUGGUGUUCAAUGGAGAAGGAGGAAGUUUCUGCUCAGGGUUUGAUUUGGACGAGGUUGAAGCAAAGGGAUAUAAUACUCUUAUUGAUGCGUCUUCGCGCCUCCGUCGCCGGCCACUGUGUGACAAGCCCACCAUCGCCGCAGUGACGGGCUACGCGGUGGGCGAAGGCUUCGAGCUGGCUCUCGCGUGCGAUCUGCGCAUCGUAGAAGACACUGCUAUCCUCGGAUGUCUUGGAAGGCGAUUUGGUGCACCGCAAAGUUUAUAUGGAGGCAGACGGCUAACAGCGUUAAUCGGCCUAUCUCGCGCUCUGGACUUGCUCAUCACCGGGCGGCCCAUCUCUGGCACUGAUGCCAACGUGAUGGGGUUAGCAUGCAAGCUCACUGCCACUGGCACAGCUCUUGGAGAAUCAAUUAAACUUGCCAAGUCUCUGACCAAGUUCCCACAAAAUGCCUUAAUAAUGGACAAGUUGGCGGCCGUCAACUCUCAGCUGAACCCCAACAGCGAGGAGAGCAUGCGCGAUGAAGCCAUCAUGAACAGCCUCUUAGGAUCUGCCAUUGAGGACCUCAACCAAGGCAUCAAGAAGUUCCAAGGAGGUAUCGGCAAACAUGGCAAGUUUUAUAAACUCACUGAAGUGCCUUUAAAAGAUUGGGAACUAGAAGAAACAUUUGAAGAAGUUACCGUUAAAAUAGAAGAAGAGAAAAAGGAUAAAAAAACUUAGAAUCUAACUAGUUACAGUAUUAAUUCUAGAAUUAGAGGUUGUUUUAAUGGUAACUUUGCUUUAAGUUGUGCAUCAUAAAAUCUAAUUUAAUUUUAUUUAAUAAAAACGAGUAUGAUAUA
Messenger RNA from Maniola jurtina (meadow brown), 1251 nucleotides. RefSeq names its product probable enoyl-CoA hydratase. The transcript is spliced from 6 exons. Lineage: Eukaryota; Metazoa; Arthropoda; Insecta; Lepidoptera; Nymphalidae. The coding region runs from base 134 to 1132 and encodes 332 amino acids. The record is from RefSeq and is a predicted model, not a curated record.